Molecule: messenger RNA, 1185 nt
Organism: Cyphomyrmex costatus
Lineage: Eukaryota; Metazoa; Arthropoda; Insecta; Hymenoptera; Formicidae
Product: N(G),N(G)-dimethylarginine dimethylaminohydrolase 1
Exons: 5
Coding region: 109-918 (269 amino acids)
Biological process (GO): arginine metabolic process; positive regulation of nitric oxide biosynthetic process
Molecular function (GO): dimethylargininase activity; amino acid binding
Source: RefSeq, a predicted model, not a curated record
GUCAUCCGUCAUUUCGCGUUAACGUCAAAUCUAGUUAAAUCUUUGACCGUGCGAUAUAUAGGUUUACGUGUUUUUGCUCGUCGGCGAGAUAAACGGAAACCAUUGAGCAUGCCUCUGCAUCGGUACACGCACGCAAUCCUCUGUAGGAUUCCAUUAUCGCUACGUACACGGGGUGAGGUAACUUUGGACGAAGCUAGGACGCAGCACCUGGCCUUGGCGCAGCUUCUCCGCGAGCUCGACAUCGACGUCGUCGAGAUGCCACCCGACGAGAAUUCGCCGCUUUGCGUCUUCGUCGAAGACAUCGCCGUUGUUUGCAACGGUAUCGCCCUAAUCGCCCAUCCAAGCGAACCAUCUCGCCUCAAAGAGCUCGAUACCAUCAGAGCUGUGUUGAAAAAAGAGCUAGAGAUACCAUUGAUAGAAAUAAGCGACAAAAAUGCCCGCUUAGACGGCGGAGACGUGCUUUUUACUGGUAGAGAAUUCUUUGUUGGACUGUCUCAUUUUACAAAUGAAGCAGGAGCACGAGCAGUUGCUGCAGCAUUUCCAGAAUAUCCAUGUGUACCCAUCAAGGUGGCUGAAUCCAAACGUUUAAAAUCAUUGGUUACAAUGGCUGGACCAGAUGUUAUAUGUGUAGGGGCUGGAAAAGAAUCUCAAGAAGUUCUCAAGAGAAUCGAGCGAGAAGCAACAUACAGUUACCAAACAUUGACUGUGCCCGAGGAUGUAGCCGCCAAUGUGCUCUACGUGAAUGGCACUCUUAUUCAUCGGUCGGAAGACGAAAUUCCACAAUCAAGUAAGGUGUUUGCUGAGAAGGUGGAGUUCUCGACUAGAUCGUUGCGUUUGUCUGAAUUGGCGAAAGUUAGCUCAGGUUUGUCCUCCUGUUGCUUAUUGGUGCGCAGACCGCGACAUAUCCGUAGCAUUUAAAGAAAAAUAAGAUCUUGAAUAAGAUUGUGAAAGGAGAAUAAGAUCUAUCUUGCGAUGUAAUCGCAAUCUACGCCACCAGUGCUAUCCGCGAAACGUAAAAUCGAAUUUUCUUCUAUCAAAUCUGUGGAAAAAUACGAUACAAUUCAUGACAAUGAUAAUUUAUCAUCUCGAUAUUUUGAUAGUAUUUUUUUUAAAUUAAUUUUUAAAAUUUUAUUUUAUAUUUUGCAAGAGAAAGAUUCAGUAUUUGAAGAGAUUAAUAUAUAUAAA